This is a messenger RNA of Ophidiomyces ophidiicola, 714 nucleotides long. RefSeq lists its product as uncharacterized. The annotation marks the transcript as partial. The record is from RefSeq and is a predicted model, not a curated record. The transcript has a single exon. NCBI's taxonomy places the organism in Eukaryota, Fungi, Ascomycota, Eurotiomycetes, Onygenales, Onygenaceae.
AUGCAACUCUCUAGUUUCCUCGGAGCCACGCUGCUCGCGGCAAGCUCUUUCGUGGCGAGGGGUGCCGCGCAUGCCAGCAGCCAGCCGCCGAUGUAUUUUGGAAUGCUCCUUUUCCCUAGCUUUCAGGCCCUCGAUGUCUUUGGCCCCCUCGACGCCCUAAACCUUUUAGCAGCAACUCGCACUCUGAAUCUGUCGCUGAUCGCCGCGAGUCUGGACCCUGUGUCCACCAAGUCGCGCUCCAAGCUUAUGAACAAGUUUAAUUCCACCUUUGGCGAAUCAGUUGUCCCGACGCAUACCUUCUCGACUGCCCCGGAGAACUUGGAGGUGCUGUUCGUACCUGGCGGAAUCGGAACUCUCGCCCCCGAUAUCGUCCCUGCAAUUCAAUUUAUCAAGGAAACAUACCCAAAGCUGAGGUAUAUCAUAAGUGUUUGUACUGGAGCACAGCUCCUUGCUAGGGCUGGCGUUCUGGAUAACCGCUCAGCGACAACAAAUAAGCAGUCUUGGAACAACGUUGUCAAAACUGGACCCAAAGUGAAGUGGGUCCAGGAGGCGCGGUGGGUGGUGGACGGCAACGUCUGGACAUCGUCUGGAGUGUCUGCGGGAAUCGAUGUGACCUUAGCAUUCAUUGAUUCGGUAUACGGGACCAUUAUCGGGAAGCAGGUUGCAGACUGGAUGGAGUAUGAGAGGACGACGGAUUGGCAAAACGACCCGUUU